Molecule: messenger RNA, 657 nt
Organism: Trypanosoma cruzi
Lineage: Eukaryota; Euglenozoa; Kinetoplastea; Trypanosomatida; Trypanosomatidae
Exons: 1
Coding region: 1-657 (218 amino acids)
Source: RefSeq, a predicted model, not a curated record
AUGCUUCGUCGGCCGUGCGUUGCCGCAGUUGACAUGUUUGCUGGCGCUUCUUCGACAAUUGUAGCAGUCAGCCCACGGCGGGGCAUUUCGACCGAGCACAAGGAUAUCACACGUAGUGGUCAGCCCCAUCCCCCCGCUGUGCCGCACAACGAGCCGAUUCUUCCAAUGGACUUCAAUCCCCACAUUGAGUGGUUUGAAUACCCAAAGGAAAUUUUUGACCCAAAGUACCCCUACACCCGCGAAGAAAGUAUUCGCAUGACGGAAGAGUCGUGGGAAAGCACAAUGGAUGAGAUGGCAAGCCGAUACGGCAUGCGGCUCAAUAUGACGACAAAACCAAUGUAUUGGAUGGCGUGGAGUAUAAUGGUAUUCUACUCAUGGUACACCCUCUGGGGCUGCUACCGUGCGAUGGGGACGGAACCCGGUUGGCCACACUACCGACAACUAGUGCUGAACCAGCCCAAUGUUCCGACGCUCGAGGAGGAUGACAUUUACUUGGAUCAGUGGAUCCGGCCAGAGAUGCGUGAGAAGCAUGCCAAGUUUGAUCUUUUCUGGAACUGGAAGCCGCUUGUGAACCGUGACGGCGCAAAGACGACAUGGCAGAUUCCCAUGCAGUACCAUGACGAGUCCGAGUGGAGGCACAUGACAAGUCCAAACUAA